Messenger RNA from Homalodisca vitripennis (glassy-winged sharpshooter), 3539 nucleotides. It is a transcript of the gene FucT6, whose product is annotated as alpha-(1,6)-fucosyltransferase. NCBI's taxonomy places the organism in Eukaryota, Metazoa, Arthropoda, Insecta, Hemiptera, Cicadellidae. Gene Ontology annotation, biological process: protein N-linked glycosylation. Gene Ontology annotation, cellular component: Golgi cisterna membrane. Gene Ontology annotation, molecular function: protein binding; glycoprotein 6-alpha-L-fucosyltransferase activity. Bases 232 to 2001 code for a protein of 589 amino acids. The record is from RefSeq and is a predicted model, not a curated record. The transcript is spliced from 11 exons.
CGUAAGUAAGUGCAAGGUGCGAGUGGCAUUUCGUUUGUUGAUGUUGACGUUAGAGAGACCAUAUUGGAAAAUGAGGUUAUAAAACUUUGUCCUGUCAAAUAUCGAUAAUUUCGUUUUAACGCUAGUUAAUAUGUAUAUAGUUAUUGUAUAGCGUCAAAUUCGACUGUACAUUAAUGAAAAGUGUAGAAAUAUGUGAUUUUUAAAUAAUUAGCUGAGAUUAAAUAAGAAAUAAUGUUCAAAAACAAACUUUUUCGUCAAAUGGGAUGGGGACGUGCUCUUGGAGUUUUGUUGGUAGUUUGGUUUGUUUUUAUAAUAAUUGCUUUCGGACUCCUAAAACAUGAAAGUGACCCACAAACUACACAGCGAAUGAAUCAAGCCUUUAAGGAAUUGCAACUUUUGCAUCAGCAAAGGACAGAACUUAACCAACUUUUAGAAGUUUAUGUAAAUGGGAACCCAUCAAUAAAACAAGAUGAGAAGGAAGCUCUGUUUAAAUCGUAUCAAAGAAAAAUGGCUCAUAUAGGAUUAGAACCUGCACAACCACAUGACAUUGUUCUUGGGUCGAGGGAAGAGCCGAGUCUGGAGUACGAGAAGCUACGACGAAGGCUGAAGAUGGGUGUGGACGAAUUGUGGUACUUUGUUAGUGCCCAGGUGAAACUGGCACAAAGAGACGCUCAGGAUGGGAACUCAAUGCGGCUAACUGCCCGACUGAACCGCCUGCUGAAUGAGGGUAUUGAACACAAAAGAGCACUGGUUAAGGACCUGAAGAGCCUAGGUGAGACAGACGGUUAUGGAGCAUGGAGAAUGAAGGAGGCAGCAGCACUGUCAGACUUGGUGCAGAGACGAUUAUACUACUUACAGAAUCCUGCUGACUGUAAGACAGCCAAGAAACUGGUCUGCAAUCUCAAUAAGGGGUGUGGAUACGGGUGUCAGCUGCAUCACGCCGUGUAUUGUCUGCUUGUAGCAUACGGCACCCAGCGAACUCUGGUGCUAAAGUCCAAGGGCUGGCGGUACCAUCGCGGUGGCUGGGACGAAGUGUUCCAACCAGUCAGUGAUACAUGCAGUGAUACCACCACAGCAACAUCAACCUCUAAUUGGCCUGGUACAGCAUCAACACAGGUGGUGGUGUUGCCCAUCAUAGAUUCAGUGUCUCCACGACCCCCCUACCUACCGCUGGCUGUGCCCCAGGACUUGGCACCGCGGAUAGCCCGUCUCCAUGGAGACCCCAUCGUGUGGUGGGUGGGUCAGUUCCUCAAGUACCUGUUACGUCCACAGCCCAACACCGCAGACUUGCUGCAUACUGCUGCUGAGCGCUUCUCCUUCCAGCGGCCCAUUGUAGGCAUACACAUAAGACGGACUGACAAGGUGGGUACGGAAGCAGCGUUCCAUUCUGUGGAAGAGUACAUGGAUGCUGUGGAAGAGUACUACAAGCAGCUGAGUCUGUCCCAGUCAGUCGAUGUCAAGAGAAUCUAUCUAGCAUCAGAUGAUCCUAAAGUUUUUGCAGAAAUAAAGAAAAAGUAUCCGGACUAUGAGGUAUUGGGAGACCCUUCAGUGGCCAAGAGCGCUGCAGUGGCUACAAGAUAUUCAGAUUCCUCUUUCAAUGGCAUUGUCAUGGACAUACAUUUCCUUUCUCUCUGUGACUACCUUGUAUGCACCUUCUCAUCUCAGGUAUGCAGGGUUGCAUAUGAAAUCAUGCAGAGUUUGUAUCCUGAUGCCUCAGAUAGAUUCCGUUCUCUUGACGACAUCUACUAUUUUGGUGGUCAAGCUCUUCACAGGAGGGUUGCAGUGUUGCCACAUAAGUCUCAGGGCCCUGAACAGAUGGAUCUACAAGUGGGAGAAAUGGUGGGUGUGGCUGGUAACCACUGGAAUGGCUACAGUAAGGGCCGUAAUUUGCGCACCAACCAAGUCGGACUCUACCCAUCGUUUAAGGUGGAAGAAGUAGUGGAAGCAGUGGAGUUUCCAACAUAUCCUCAAGUUCCUAUCGAAGCUCCUAGUGGAACCUGAUAGGUUUCACUAGGGUUAAGUUAGCAUUAAAAUUAAGUUUAAUAUCGGCAUUAAGUGAAAUAAUAUAAAGGCUUGUUUAAAGACCUGUAAGAAAGUGUUAAUAAGUGUGGCCAGCGCUGUUGGUGACUAAAGUAAAACAUACUGUUGCUGUAAUUGUGCUCAUAUAAACUGUUAACUAAUUGGAGAUAUUAUGUCCGGAGCGUAGUUUUCAAUAAAUACCUGAACAAUCGGUUACAAGUAGUAAAAGUGGGAUGUGUAAUGGAUAGAUUUUCUAAAUUGAAAUAAAGAGAGUGCCUUAUACAGGUAUAAUUAAAAUAUGGUACCAGUAUAAUUUUAUCACCAAUUUAGCCCUGGAACACAUUAUCGUAAAAUAUUAUAUUGCAAGAAACAAGAUUUAGACUAAACAUUCCUUUGCUUAUGGUUAGAUUGAACAAUACUUAUAGUAAAUAGCUCAGUACACAUUCUACUGCAAAAAUUUAGCUGAUAUUUUAAUAUCACAUUUUUAUUUUACUGUUCAAUAGAAACUGAACAUGCUUUAUGCAAAGUGAGCCUAGCAAAUUAUGCAAUUAUUUUCAGUAGAAACAGAAAACAGUAGAUAGAUGUUCACACUAUCUAGCAGCAAACCAGGAAACUAGGUAUUGAUAUUUAGUUUACAAUUUCUUAUUGGCUAUGUAGAUUCAACACCUGUCAAAGAAUGCAAUAAAAAUAACAAUAGUGCACAACGAAAUAGCAUGUGUAGUUGUCCUCUUUCAAUACAAAAUUAAUAAUACUAAAUAAAUACAUAAAAAGCUGUUAAAGGUUACUUGCCUUUUGAGUUUAGUCACAUGAAAUAUAAAUAUACAAGCUUGACUAUUAUAUCUAUUAGAAUAGAAAAUUGGCACUGUUUUUGCAGGCUACUGCUGUGUAUGAGAGUACACCAUCAAUUUGCAAGUCUGCUUGUUAAUAAUAUACAUGCUAUGACAUAGUUGUCCAAAUUGUGGUUGGUUGCAGCACCAUGCAGGCUGUACUUAAUAGACCAAGAGAAAACAAACAUAUAUGUACUACUACAGGCACUAUGGGUGAAUGAGUAUUAGCAUGUGUGCAGUGGUUAAGGAGCUAAGUAUUUAGACAACUUUGAAAAAUAUCUGUAACAGUCAAGAUGAAUCUUGUAUUAGACUUAAUGAAUACAUCAUUUUUAUUUUUACGAAGUCCUUUUUUGUUUGGAUUUGGAAAAGUUAAAAGCUAUCUUAAAAUACUUCUCACAGGUCUUUGAACAACUUAAUUUUACAAGGAUCUGAAACAAAUAUACAAAUUGUAACUAACUCUCCAAGUGAUAGGAUCGUGAUAGCACUGGCAGGGUAGACUACAGCUACUAUUAUGGGCAUAUAUCUUUCAAGUGAUAAUUUCACAGCAACAUGACAUGCUGAAGGUAAAGACAAACAACGCCAUUCUAGCAUUUGGAGGGUUAAGUCUCUUACAACUUGCUUUGUAAAUUAAUCUGUACAAAAUUAGUGUAUACAUUUUGCAAUAACAAUAAAAUAAUUGUGUUACAUAAACUC